AUGGCCGCGAUCUCGGUUGCUCCCGACUCCCCUCCCGAUCUGACGGGUUCCAAGUCGUCAAAGUCCUCCUCCUUCCAGUCGUCCUCCCACCGGUCCGGCCCGGAUGGGAUCCUCGCCGAUAUCUCAAACUUUGAAGACAUUGGCCUUGACGAGGACCUGGAUGUCACACAUAUAGAUCAUACCCAUCUCGGGAAGGACAAGCUCACCAUCCGCACGUCCCUGCGGAGAGUGUCCGGUGGGCAUGGCGGUAGGCGGAACAUGACGACUCAAUUGGCUCCUGUACGGGAGCUCACCUCGUCUAAACGGGCGAAUGACUACCCGCACUUGCAGGCGCAAAUCAAUGGCGCCCUAAGCGCAAUGCAGUCGCUUACCCUGCCCCGCCACGAUCAGACCGGAAGACGGGGAUCCGCAAAUCCCCCGAAUUUCUCGUUACAGCCGCGUCCAUCAUCGUUCUCGCGGCCCAGAACCCGGUCGCCCUCCCCUAACAACAUGGCAAUGGGGCUGUCUCCGAUAAUUCCUGUGAGAUCGCACAGUCGGCCGCCCCCGACUCCGAACGGAUCGGUCCGCUCCUCCUCGAGGCCAUCCCGGAAGAGCGUCAAGGACCUGGAGGCUGAAUAUCAUGACUCUGAUGAUGAGCUGCCCGAAGAUGCGGCGCUCUGGAAUGUCCCAAUAUCGCCUCGCCCGCCCCACGAACGACCCCAAGAUAGUAGGAUGAGUCGCUCCAGCUCCAGCAGCCGAAGCCCGGGUCCUCGACCCAUUCCGCUCGAGCAUACAAUGUCGAGUCCUCCCGUCGGAUCCCUGUCUCCAUCGACUUCACCGCCGCGCCAUAGCAGAGGUCGUCGUAGGCUGCCUAGGUCUAGCUCAAUGGGGCAUUUGCGUGGCCAUACCGGCCGAGUGCCUCGAGGUAACACGCGGAAUGUUGUCAUGUCUGAGCUGUCCGAAGAAGCCAAGGUCUUGACAGAAGUCCUCGAAUUCCAUGCCGAUGAGUCGGCCCGAGAACACGAAGAGCGCGUCCAAGGUGGAAGAUCAACCCGGUCGAGUUUGGAUAGGACCAAACGCCAAUCCGGAGGCAUGAUCGAAUUACCACCACUCCAGAGGCCCAAUAUCAUGAUUGACCCGCUUCCAAUUAGUAAAGAGAAAGAAAAGGUGCUGUCGCGAACACGGCCUAGUUGGCUUCCACCCAAAGACCAAAAAGAAGAAAAGCGUCAUUUGAAAGAGUAUAAGAAAAUGAUGGCCUUGUCUCGUGAAGCUGAGAAGCGAAAAGCAGCGCAGGCUGCAUCUGAACAGUGUAAAAGAGAUGAUACGCGGAAGAUGCUGCAACGCAUUUGGGAUGAACACGUUUUCCCCAAUUGGGAUCGCGCUAUCAAAGACUACCGUACGCGUGAGCUCUGGUGGCGCGGUAUUACGCCACGAUCUCGAGGAGCCGUGUGGCAGCGUGCCAUUGGGAACGGACUUGGGUUGACUGAUGAGUCGUUCAAUAAAGCUCUUGGAAGAGCAAACGAACUUCGAGCCCAAUGUGAUGAAGAAAAAGGCAAGGUUAAUAGCUUGGAACACCAGCGGUUUCAAGCAAUACGACGCGACGCGGCCAGCGUGUUUCCGGAUUUGAAACUCUUUGGAAAAGAAGGGCCGCUCUACGAUAGCCUAGUGCAAGUUUUAGAUGCAUACUCGAUGUAUCGGAGCGACGUGGGCUAUCUUUACGGCAUACACACCGUCGCAGGCCUCCUUUUACUACAACUACACACCCCAGCCGCAGCGUUCCAGGCCCUGGCCAACGCUCUUAACCGUCCCGUCCCCCUUGCCUUCUUAACCUCCGAUCCGGGAGCCAUUGCCCGCGUUUACUCGUUGGCGUCUGCGACUUUACGCCUCAAAUUCCCGAGACUGUCAACACAUCUUUGCGAGAAUCUUUGUCUCACCGACCAACAGAUCUGGGAACCAAUGUUUAGAACAAUAUUUACAAAUGGCCUUGACCUGGAGCGCCUGAGUCGAGUCUGGGAUUGCUGGGUGUUCGAAGGGGACAGACUGAUGUUUAGAGCCGGUGUCGCCAUUUUGGGCGCCUUGGAGGCGCAACUUAUGAGUCUUGCUCCUGGUGACGAAGGACAGGCCGCUGCAGCGGCAAUCCUAGGAUGGGGCUCGAAGAAUAUCGAAGUGGGCAGGAGAAGGUCUGCACCAGUGCAGCCGGCCAAGCUACCGACGUCAGUAAAUGGGCAGGGCGGCCAGUAUUGGGCCGUUGAGGUGGUAGGUAAUGAAGACGUAUUUAUGAACAUUGUUCGAGAAGCAGGACGGUAG
Messenger RNA from Uncinocarpus reesii 1704, 2286 nucleotides. RefSeq lists its product as uncharacterized. NCBI's taxonomy places the organism in Eukaryota, Fungi, Ascomycota, Eurotiomycetes, Onygenales, Onygenaceae. The record is from RefSeq and is a predicted model, not a curated record. The transcript has 3 exons. The coding region runs from base 1 to 2286 and encodes 761 amino acids.